AUGACUUCUAAAAUAGAAGAAUAUCGUCAAAGUCCUCGUAGACACACUGAUGUUCUCAGCCAAUCCUUUCGCAAGGCAAGUCUAAGUACAACUUUAGACACUCCUGAAAGCAGCAGAGAUGCCCCAUCUAAAUUAAAGGCAUUGCAAAGAGUAUUCCCACUUCAAAGAGUUCUAACAUUCAAAGAAGAUGAGCUUGACGACUUGGUGGUGACUGCAGAAAAAUUCGUCCCCCUCUCAAAGUCUCCAGAUUCCCCUAACCAAGCCAAAACAUUUCAAACUCAAUUACAGAAUGCUUCUCCUCCAGCAAAAGAAAACACCAAACAAACUUUUGUUUCUUCUAAAAAGUCACCUGUGAGGAAACGGCCUAAAACUGAGGAAAAAGAUUUAUCUACAGUUAAAGCAAGCCACUUAGAAGUAAUAAGAUGCUUAAAACGGUUCAGAAAUCUGCAAUUGCCCUUUCCAUUUGCAGAUCCUCUACCUCAAGCAGCAAUACGUAAGCCAUAGUCAGCCUAUUCAAGUAUGGAUGAAUCUCUUAAAAAGAGAAUUCGCGACAGAAAACGCCAAGUCGAGUAUUUAUUACCUCAAAAACCCAAAGAAAUGAGCAAUUUACUGAAAAAUUUAAAGGAGACAGAAAGAGUGCUAAGACAAGAACCUUAUUUUUUAAAGAAAUUAAGGGACUUAAAGCCUGAAAUUGAGCUUGAAAAAACAGACAAAGGAAAAAGAAAAGAUUUUUUAAGCAGAAGCUUUCAUGUCAGAAGAAAGAAUAAAGACGAAGGCUUUUCUUUAGAUGACAUAAGGCAUUUGAGCGUCCCAAAAUCAGGACUCAUCAUCAAUGACACUCUUUUUUCUAAUUGGCUUUAG
Molecule: messenger RNA, 861 nt
Organism: Blepharisma stoltei
Lineage: Eukaryota; Ciliophora; Heterotrichea; Heterotrichida; Blepharismidae
Source: the annotation of a GenBank genome assembly